Molecule: messenger RNA, 846 nt
Organism: Spodoptera littoralis (African cotton leafworm)
Lineage: Eukaryota; Metazoa; Arthropoda; Insecta; Lepidoptera; Noctuidae
Source: the annotation of a GenBank genome assembly
AUGUACUGUGACCGUGGACAACUCAUCUAUGGGAAAAAUCCCCCAAAAACUAAACCGAAGAUGUAUUAUGUCUAUUUCAAUUUACAUGUGAGGGCUGCCAAAAGAGUUCGAAUGAUAAUAAACAAACAACAUAUAAAUUUCACAUACGAUAAUAAAUCAAGUCGUUACGAUGGCUACGCAAACUACAUAUUUGUUGAAAAGGAAUCUAUUUAUGCGACUUGUUUGAAUGCUGAGGAACGGGGCAAAGUCCAAUUAAUUUAUUCGAAGACAGUCUCUUUUUUAGGUGUGAAAUCGAAGGCUGUACUUGAUUCUACAUCACUCACGAUAAAUUUACAUAUGGGCCUAAACAACUCGUACCUGGACUGCGAGUAUAUAUCAGUAGAACCGAACGACAAAUACAACUACAGGGUAUAUUUUAUAACUGAAUAUGUUCCGUCUAACCUCACCCAGCUUUAUACAAAUGGUAGUUCUUUUAAUAUAUUCUUAAUAUUGGGAUGUAUUUCUGGUCUUUUAUUAAUAAUCACUAUUGUGGGCAUAGUUUACUGGCGUAAAAGACAGCGACCAACGAAAGACACCGAGACACCUUACAACGAUCUUCAAAAUGAGAAUGAAAUGACUCCAAUACCCGAAUCGAUGUACGACUCGUGUUUCAGUGAAAAUUUCUCCGAUAUACAAUCAAAUAAUGACGUUCUGAAAAGUUCAGACAAUUCUGAACCUUAUUAUCAUAGCUAUGAGAAAGUAAAUUAUUCACAAUGCAAACCAAAAUUAGAUGAACCUCAACAGCGUGCGAGCAAAAUUUAUAAUGAACCUUAUGAUCAUUUUAGAAAACUUCGCAGUAAGAAAUAG